AUGUCUAUUAUCACGUUGGAACUCCCGGCCAGCUACGGCUACGUCCUUCUCACUGCCACGGCAUCCUUCUUUGUCAAUAGCUACCACAGCAUCACCACCGGCAAAGUCCGCAAGGCAGCCGAAGUCCCGUACCCUGUGGCUUAUGUCCCUACUGAAGUGGCUACCACGGGCUCCGCUGCAUACAAGUUCAACUGCGCCCAGAAGGCGCAUGCCAAUUUCACCGAGAACCAUACCUCGUUCCUGGGAGCACUUCUCAUUAGUGGUCUCCGCUUUCCUCUGGUGAGCGCUGGUCUUGGCGCUUGCUGGGUCGCUUCGCGCGUGCUGUACUGCCGUGGCUAUGUCAAAUCUGGACCCAAAGGCCGCAUGACCGGUGCUGGCGCAUCCCUCUUCGACCUUGUCCUGAAGUUCGUGGCGCUGUACACGUCUGUUACUUUCAUUCUCGAGAAGUAG
This is a messenger RNA of Grosmannia clavigera kw1407, 450 nucleotides long. RefSeq names its product microsomal glutathione s-transferase. The coding region runs from base 1 to 450 and encodes 149 amino acids. Lineage: Eukaryota; Fungi; Ascomycota; Sordariomycetes; Ophiostomatales; Ophiostomataceae. The transcript has 4 exons. Gene Ontology annotation, molecular function: glutathione peroxidase activity; glutathione transferase activity. Gene Ontology annotation, cellular component: membrane; endoplasmic reticulum; nuclear envelope. The record is from RefSeq and is a predicted model, not a curated record.